CGAAAUUUGGGCAGCCCACCCCCCAAAAGGAGACCCUCCUCCCCCGCUAUUGUGGGUGAAGAUGCGCCCGACCCCCUCCUCCUCCUCCCCCUCCUUCCUCUGGGUUUGAAUCUCCCCCUCCCCUCCCCUAUUCCCAGGCUGGUUUUGGGCAGAAGAGAAGAAGAAGAGGAAGAAGAAGGAGGAGAGGAAGAAGAGGAGGAGGAGGAGGAGGAGGAGGCUGCGCCCGCCCCACUCCACCAUUUCCACCGGGGCGGCAGGAUGGGCUCCGUCUCCAACCAACAGUUUGCAGGGGGCUGCCAAAAGGAGGGCGAGGGGGAGGAGGAGGGGGGCCUCUCCCGGGGGGGCUCUCCUCCGCCGGCCCCCCCGCGCCCCGACCACCACGACCCCGACCCCGACCCCGGGGCCCCUCAGGCGGUGCUCCUCCGCGGCGCCGGGAUCUGCAAGUGGUUCAACGUGCGCAUGGGCUUCGGCUUCCUCUCCAUGACCAGCACGGACGGCGCCCCCCUCGACGCCCCCCUCGACGUCUUCGUCCACCAGAGCAAGCUCCACAUGGAAGGCUUUCGCAGCCUGAAAGAAGGAGAGGCUGUUGAGUUCACCUUCAAGAAGUCUUCCAAAGGCCUGGAGUCCAUCCGAGUCACCGGCCCGGGAGGCGUCUUCUGCAUCGGCAGCGAGAGGAGACCGAAGGGGAAGAACCUCCAGAAGCGCCGGUCAAAAGGAGAUCGAUGUUACAACUGCGGAGGCCUGGAUCACCACGCUAAGGAGUGCAAGCUCCCGCCUCAGCCCAAGAAAUGCCACUUUUGCCAAAGCAUCGCCCAUAUGGUGGCCAACUGCCCGGCCAAGACGCAGCAGUCGCCCAGUUCUCAGGGGAAGCCGGGAUACUUCCGGGAGGAGGAAGACCUGCACCGCUCGCCGCUGCUCCCGGAAACCCGGGAAUGACGCCGGGAAAUCUCUUAGGGAUCGGCCGGAUUUUGGACAGGCUUCAGGGCAUCAAGUCAGCAAAAAAAGGGGGAGCAGGGACCAGCCUUUGCCCCCAGACUGAGGGAGGGAGGGCAGGCAGCGGGAAGGGCCAACAGCUCCCACGGCGGGGACGAAAAACGGGGAAAUUCAGGGAUGAUGGGUGCUGAUUCGGGCACAAUUCGGGCACCGUAUUAUGUUAGGUCCCUUUCCGAAAGGAUCAUGGGCGUCUAACACAUUUUCUUCACCCAGUAACCAAAGACAAUUUGGAAACAUAUCUUCAAAAGCCCAAAGCCAACGGUGUGUCUAUAUUUGUGUGAUUUCCUUUAGCCUAAUAUAGUUGGGAGACAGUUAAUAAGAAUAAAACUUUAUUUAUGAUCUAGAAGAAGGAAUUUCAGCCAGCGUUGUUGCUUAUACAACACUUGCCGAAAACUCCCUUUUCUGCUCCAAGUAUUGGAAAUAUCUCCAGUUUGGCCUUAUUAGGUUGUAGGGCAGGAAGCCUGCAUUGAUUGUCUUAUAUUCUCUCCUGGUUAAAAUCAUUUUUAAGGUCGAGCCAUUAUCAUAAUAAUAUAUAAUAAAACUUUAUUUAUAUACCGCUCUUAUCUCCCCGAGGGGACUCAGGGCGGUUUCUGAAAUAAAUACAAAUGCAGAACAACAUGCAAUAAAAUAUAACGAAUAAUACAUCAUAGAUAAAAACAACGAUUUCAGUUAAAAAAUUAUCACAGUCACAGCUUUCGAUACUAAGGAGCAGAAAA
Anolis carolinensis (green anole) is the source of this 1709-nucleotide messenger RNA. RefSeq names its product lin-28 homolog A (gene lin28a). Gene Ontology annotation, cellular component: cytoplasm; nucleus. The coding region runs from base 259 to 936 and encodes 225 amino acids. Gene Ontology annotation, molecular function: mRNA binding; zinc ion binding. NCBI's taxonomy places the organism in Eukaryota, Metazoa, Chordata, Lepidosauria, Squamata, Anolidae. The record is from RefSeq and is a predicted model, not a curated record. Gene Ontology annotation, biological process: pre-miRNA processing. The transcript is spliced from 4 exons.